Menidia menidia (Atlantic silverside) is the source of this 1350-nucleotide messenger RNA. NCBI's taxonomy places the organism in Eukaryota, Metazoa, Chordata, Actinopteri, Atheriniformes, Atherinopsidae. The record is from the annotation of a GenBank genome assembly.
AUGCGUGAGUGUAUCUCCAUCCAUGUUGGCCAGGCCGGUGUCCAGAUGGGCAACACGUGCUGGGAGCUGUACUGCCUGGAGCACGGCAUCCAGCCCGAUGGCACCAUGCCCACCAACAAACCCUCCGGGGGCUAUGAUGACUCCUUCACCACCUUCUUUAGUGAAACUGGCACAGGGAAGUACGUCCCCCGAGCCAUCUUUGUGGACCUGGAGCCCACUGUCAUUGAUGAGGUCCGAACUGGAACCUACCGCCAGCUUUUCCACCCUGAGCAACUGAUCUCCGGCAAAGAGGAUGCAGCCAACAACUAUGCCAGAGGCCACUACACCGUCGGCAAGGAGCACAUCGACUCCGUCCUGGACAGGAUCCGCAAACUGUCUGACCAGUGCACGGGGCUUCAGGGUUUCCUGGUCUUCCAUUCCUUCGGAGGAGGAACCGGCUCUGGCUUCACCUCUCUGCUCAUGGAGCGCCUUUCAGUAGACUUUGGUAAGAAGUCCAAGCUGGAGUUUGCCAUAUACCCAGCUCCUCAGGUGUCCACAGCUGUAGUGGAGCCCUACAACUCCAUCCUGACCACCCACACCACCCUGGAGCACUCCGACUGCGCCUUCAUGGUGGACAAUGAGGCCAUCUACGACAUCUGUCGCAGGAACCUGGACAUUGAGCGUCCGUCUUACACCAAUCUGAACCGCCUCAUCAGUCAGAUCGUCUCCUCCAUCACGGCCUCGUUGCGCUUCGAUGGGGCGUUGAACGUCGAUCUGACGGAGUUCCAGACCAAUCUGGUGCCUUACCCUCGCAUCCACUUCCCCCUGGCCACCUACGCCCCCGUCAUAUCGGCCGAGAAGGCCUACCACGAGCAGCUCACCGUGGCGGAAAUAACCAACGCCUGCUUCGAGCCGGCCAACCAGAUGGUGAAGUGCGACCCCCGCCACGGCAAGUACAUGGCCUGCUGCCUCCUGUACCGAGGCGACGUGGUGCCCAAGGACGUCAACGUGGCCAUCGGCAACAUCAAAACCAAGCGCUCCAUCCAGUUCGUGGACUGGUGCCCCACCGGCUUCAAGGUGGGCAUCAACUACCAGCCCCCCACCGUAGUUCCCGGUGGAGACCUGGCCAAGGUCCAGAGGGCGGUGUGCAUGCUGAGCAACACCACCGCCAUCGCCGAGGCCUGGGCCCGCCUGGACCACAAGUUCGACCUGAUGUACGCCAAACGGGCCUUCGUCCACUGGUACGUGGGCGAGGGCAUGGAGGAGGGCGAGUUCUCGGAGGCCAGGGAGGACAUGGCCGCUCUGGAGAAGGAUUACGAAGAGGUCGGCCUCGACUCCUUCGAAGAGGAUGAGGAAGGGGAGGAAUAUUAA